GUAUUGAGUUACCCGAAGGUACAGAUGCUUGAAAGUGCAAACUACCAGACUCGGGAACAGCUUCAUCCCCUCUGUUAUCAGGCUUCUGAACGGUCUUUUCAAAAGCUAAGAUAGAUACGAGUGGAAUCUGGCAAAUUCAGGACCAUCCAACUGAGCGGUGAACGGAAUGCAUUAGAGAGCUUCAUUAGCUGCCGCCAUGUUAACACGACAUGCGUUGGAGAAAGUGAAGUAUUUUGUUAUCCACCAGCCCCAACUGGUUGUGUUUAUAUUGUGCGUUAGCUCACUGGGUGUCGCAUUCUUCAGCCUGGGGAUAUACAUCCGGUCACAUGAAAUCACAAACCCUGACGUGCCUCAGGUCUGGAAUACAGUCCUUGAGUCUCUCGGGAAACUGAAAUUCUGUCCAUUUAAAAAUGAAAGCUCAGAAGGUCUACCUGCCCUUGUGGGACAUGGUUCGGUAAGGAGGAGACCAGACCCAGAACCAUUAGUUCAUACCACAACAGGGCAGCCUUCCACCCCUGUUUCUACACCCGGUGUACCAGUCAGCAUCUCUCUGCUGGUGCCCAUGAGGUUUGACUUAAGGAAACCAUUCAAAAGAUUGUAUGACAACACAACUCAUCUUCAGGCUGUGGUGCCUGGAAAUCUGCUGGGACUCGGAGAUUCAAAGGAGCCGAUUAACGUCAUGCUCAUGUCACCAUGGAUACCUGAACAUUACCUUUCACGAGUAAAUUUCACGAAUACCAAGAGUCCCCUCACCUGCAUCGUAUUGACUGGAGCGGCACAUGUCCUGCCCCAAGCAAGGUACUUUCCUUCCUGUAACCUGGACAAUCUCACUGGUGCGUCUCUGUACGAGGCCACAUUCGCAGAGAGGUCAGAGAAGGCAUUUUCAAAAGGUCACACUUCUGCUGAGUGCUACACAGCACAGUACAUGCCUGAGCCCAAGUUCACCAUUCUGCUGUCGGAGGAAGAUCGGAUUCUCUGCAGCCAGCAUUUACUGAAUACAAGUUAUGUUCUAAUUCUGCUGGCUCUCAUUAUCUUCUGUGUAUCUGUGGCAGCCGGGCUGAGAAAGAAAGUGAGGCACAAAGAGACAAACUUACACAAGGUCCAUCUUCUGGAAAUGUGAUCUUUGACCAAACUUGUGUAGAGAAAUAUUGGGAUCCAUGAGGAGAAUGGAGAAUUUUUCAUCUUGGUAUCUCUUGUGAAACCCUCCAAAGGAAAAUAUACAUAGCAAUGAGCUAAAUCUCAUAUUAAAUUUGUGCUCUUCCUUUGAAAACAAUUAAUUUUGGAACUAUUGCUAUUUCCUUUCACAAAUGAUAUUUAUUUCUUGUGGCAUGAUUGUUAUUUAAGAGGAGGUGGAAUUUUUUUAAUUGUGUAAAAUCCGCUGGUCAUCCGCCAAUUGUAAGACUUGGCAAACAUCUUUACAAAUGUCUGUAAUAACUUACAGUAUACUUUAAAAAUGGUCUAUUUUCCAUUUACUGUUUUAAAAAAGGGUGCUGCAUUGAGGUGAUGUUUUAAGCAUUUGUUAAUUUGUUAACUUUGUUUGUUGGUUUAAAUGUAAUAUUAUUUAAAGAACUUUGCUGUUCCUUGUACUGAUGGGAUUUAUUUUGAAUGUCUGAGAACAUCCCAGAUAAUUAUUAUCAGAAAUUUGCAAAUGUCAGGUGUCUGCCAAAGUAUUCAUGGACAUCAGCCUCAGGCAAGGUUGUCCUGAUGGGGGAAUAAAUGUAAUCAAAUAAAAUGGCUCGAGGCA
Messenger RNA from Leucoraja erinaceus (little skate), 1744 nucleotides. Its product is annotated as transmembrane protein 248-like. Bases 197 to 1120 code for a protein of 307 amino acids. The transcript has 9 exons. Lineage: Eukaryota; Metazoa; Chordata; Chondrichthyes; Rajiformes; Rajidae. The record is from RefSeq and is a predicted model, not a curated record.